This is a messenger RNA of Myotis daubentonii (Daubenton's bat), 2779 nucleotides long. It is a transcript of the gene RBFOX3, whose product is annotated as RNA binding fox-1 homolog 3. Gene Ontology annotation, molecular function: mRNA binding. The record is from RefSeq and is a predicted model, not a curated record. Lineage: Eukaryota; Metazoa; Chordata; Mammalia; Chiroptera; Vespertilionidae. Gene Ontology annotation, biological process: nervous system development; regulation of alternative mRNA splicing, via spliceosome. Gene Ontology annotation, cellular component: nucleus; cytoplasm.
CGCACGGAGCCUCUCUGGCCAUAUUCUCGCGCGCUCAGCAUCCGCGCCGGGUGGGAGCCCGGAGGAGCGAGGCGCAGGGCUUUCCUCCUGCUUUGCUGUUCGGGAGCGCCACGCCACGCCGCGCCACGAGGGGGAGGAGGGGGGAGAGGAGGAGCAGACCGAGACCCAGAGGGCGCCCGGGAGGCAGGGCGCGCGCACUCGCCAAGGGACGCGCGGAGGGUGCGAGCGGCGCAGAGCUGCCUCCCGCGGGGCGCCCCCCGGCCGCCCCAUGCUGUGCUCCAUGGCGAACUCCGGCUGCCUCCUGCUGUCCAACUCCGGCAGCAUGCUCCCGCACGCCGUGCCCUGCCCGCCCGCCUUCCUCUACCUCCAACAGGGCAGCCAGGACGCCACGGCUCCGCCUGAAGCGAUGGCCCAGCCCUACCCCCCCGCCCAGUACCCGCCUCCGCCACAGAACGGCAUACCCGCCGAGUACGCCCCGCCCCCGCCGCACCCCACACAGGACUACUCGGGCCAGACCCCGGUCCCCCCGGAGCACGGCCUGACCCUGUACACACCAGCACAGACCCACCCUGAGCAGCCGGGCACCGAGGCCAGCACGCAGCCCAUGGCGGGGGCCCCGACAGUGCCGCAGACAGACGAGGCGGCACAGACGGACAGCCAGCCGCUCCACCCCGCCGACCCCACCGAGAAACAGCUCCCCAAGCGGCUCCACGUCUCCAACAUCCCCUUCCGGUUCAGGGACCCCGACCUGCGGCAAAUGUUCGGGCAAUUCGGAAAAAUUUUAGACGUGGAGAUCAUUUUUAACGAGCGGGGCUCCAAGGGCUUUGGGUUUGUAACUUUUGAAACUAGCUCAGAUGCUGACCGAGCCCGGGAGAAGCUGAAUGGGACGAUCGUAGAGGGACGGAAAAUUGAGGUCAAUAACGCCACAGCCCGAGUCAUGACCAACAAGAAGACGUCCAACCCCUACACCAAUGGCUGGAAGCUCAACCCCGUGGUGGGCGCCGUCUAUGGGCCUGAAUUCUAUGCAGUGACGGGGUUCCCCUACCCCACCACGGGCACGGCCGUGGCCUACAGGGGCGCGCACCUGCGGGGCCGGGGCCGGGCCGUGUACAAUACGUUCCGGGCUGCGCCGCCCCCGCCCCCCAUCCCCGCGUAUGGAGCGGCACUGGAGCAAACGCUUGUUAAAAUGCCAGUCCCAUGGGCAGGGCUGGCACCCUGCCCCCUCCCUCCGCAGCCUCCGGAGCCGGUCACCUCUCCAGCGUUCCCACCACUCUCUUGUCCGUUUGCUUCCAGGGUCGUGUAUCAGGACGGCUUUUAUGGUGCUGAGAUUUAUGGAGGCUAUGCCGCCUACAGAUACGCCCAGCCAGCGGCCGCGGCGGCGGCAGCAGCAGCAGCAGCCUACAGCGACAGUUACGGCCGAGUCUACACAGCUGCCGACCCCUACCACCACCCCAUCGGGCCCACAGCCGCCUACAGCAUCGGGACCAUGUGACAGCGUCCACCGUUUCCUUCUCGGACCGCGAAGGGCAAAAACAAAAAACAAACAAAAAAAUCACAAAACAAAAAACAAAACAAAAAAAGAUGUUAAGAUCCAAGCAGCAACAAAACCAACCAAACGAGACACAUGCACCACGCCCAGGUCCCAGGUGCCGGCGCCACCGCGAAGAGCAGUCGGCGGGCGGAGAGCGGCCGCGCCCUCCAGGAGCGAGAGAGCGAGAGGGAGGGCCCGCGGCUUCCUAUCCAGUCUUCCUGCCCCGCCACUCCCGCACUGUGGGCCCGCGGAGGCCUGGCCUCCCGGGGAAGAGCCGGCAGGACCUGAUCUUUGUUGCCAACUGUGCCAGUGGAGGGGACGGCCGGGCCGCGGGCACAGGGAGGGGCAGCUUUCCAUUCCCCGGCUCUGGCUCCGGCCACGCCCAGUCACCCUGUGUCUUGCUCUGGGCCCCAGCUCUCCCUCACGCCAUGCCACCAACGUCCCUGUCCUGCAAACCUGGGGGAGGCGUUUGCAGGCCACUGGGGCUGUCCCACCAGCAGCCCUGGGGUCCGACCCCCACACCAAGGGCUGACGUGGUUCCAGAACUAGGGGGCGCCCAGGUAGCCCUCCCUCCACAUGACGGGGCUCCCGGGCCAGCCAGCCAGGGCUGACUCCUGCACCUGAGAAUGUGGGGCUGUGGGGGCCUGGAGGCCACGGACGUGCUCCCACUGGCUGUUUCUGGUUUCCUGUCUGGAGGCGGCUCUGCGCCUGAUCUGGGGAGGGAUGGCUGGCCUCAUGGGACCUGCUGAGGGCCGGGCCUGCGAGGGGCCGAGGGACGGGCUGGCGCCAGGCUGCACAGCAAGGCUGGGAGUCACAGUGCUAUGGGGCGAGACGGCCAGGCCAGCGGAGGGAUGGGGGGGGGGGGGAGCAGGAGGAAGACCUUGGGCGGGGGAGGGGGGCGCAGAUGGCAGGUCACAGGAUAAAGCCCCAGGCCAGGCAGAUAGCUGGAGUCGGGGCAACAGCAAAAAAUAGCAAAAAAAAACCCCCACAAAACCCAGGCUCCCCCCUCCCAAAACAGGAAGGGUAGGACCACACCUCACUUUGUAUCCGCACCCGCCCCCAGCGCCGCCUUUUCUACUCCGUGUACAGAGCCCCGAGCUGGCCCUCUGCCGCCGCUGCGCCCGGCCCGCCCCGGCCUCAGCCAGGCCGGCUUCCUUUCUUACCAUUCUGUAUGCUUCCCAGGUGUGACCCUUCAGAUCCACAGUAUUAUUAUUAUUAAGAUUAUUAAUAAAGAUUUCUUUCUUCAAA